AUGGAUCCACAUUUUCCACUUAUUGCAUUCAAUCAUGAACAAAUACAACAAAGUACGACUGGAGGUUAUCUUACAACCAAAAAGUCCUCAUUUGAUUCAGUAACUGAACGCUUGCUUAACCUUGAUAUGCAAGUUAUAUCUAGCAUAAACAAAAGACUUGCUUCAGAUGAAUGA
Laccaria bicolor S238N-H82 is the source of this 174-nucleotide messenger RNA. RefSeq lists its product as uncharacterized. Lineage: Eukaryota; Fungi; Basidiomycota; Agaricomycetes; Agaricales; Hydnangiaceae. The record is from RefSeq and is a predicted model, not a curated record. The transcript has a single exon. The coding region runs from base 1 to 174 and encodes 57 amino acids.